AUGGCAAGCACGGUUCAGUCGCUACAGCUCUGCGUGCGCAGAUGCUGUGCAGGAGCAGCGGCUCGACGGGGAGGAGCCAGAGCAGGGAUCCGAACGACGACAUCAGCAGCAGCAGCAGCAAUAGUCGGGGCACGGCAGCUGUCAAGCACGAGCGGGCGUCGGUAUGCGCGGGAAGGCGGGGACGGCGGCGGGGACGGUGCGGGCGGCAAGGACCAGGCGCUGGAGCCGUGGGAGGUGGAGCUGAUGGCCAAAGAGGCAGCUAGCGAGCGGAUCAUGACGAUCUCGGAGGCGCUGCGGGCGACGCUGACGGCGGAGCAGCGAGCCGGUCUGGCAGAGGCUAAGGGAGCGGGGACCGAGCAGGAGGCACGGCUGCUCGUGGAGAUGCGGCGAGAGUUUGCGCUGGGACGACGAGGCACGCCGCGGAAGCGGAACACGUUCUGGAACGAGGAGGAGCCAGACGGCGAGCUGAUCACGGACGAGGUGGGCGAAGACGAGUUCCGCGGCGACGACAUUACGAGCAUGGCACACGGCAAGCUGGACGAGCUGCGCGAGCGGCGACACUAUGCGCGGCUGGCAGCAUGGGAGAUGCCACUUUUGUCGAAACUGGCAAAACCAUUUGAGCCGCCGACGGCCGACAUGCCGCUACGCUUCCGCUUCACGUCGUACCUGGGCGAGUUCCACCCGGCCGAGAAGAAGGUGGUGGUGGAGUUCUGUCCGGCGGACCUGGGCUUGACGGACGUGCAGCAGCGGAAGCUGACUAAGCUGGUGGGCGCGCGCUACAACCCGGAGACGGAGAUUGUGCGGAUGAGCUGCGAGCAGUUUGAGCACCAGGCGCAGAACAAGCGGUACUUGGGCGACCUGGUGGAGAAGCUGGUGGCCGAAGCCAAGGACCCUGCCGACACGUUGGAGGACAUCCCGCUCGACACGCGGCACCACACGUUCAAGACCAAGCCCAAGUUCCCCAAGGCGUGGCGGCUGACGGAGGAGCGACGCCAGCAGCUGCAGGCAUUGCGCGCACAGGCCUUCCUAGCCGACCAGCAGAAGAUGGCCCAGGGCACGCUGGUGGACGGGGCCCAGCGCGUGGCGGCUUCGCUGGCGGCGCCGGCAGCGUCGGACAGCCCGCUGGCAGACAAGGUGGCCGAGCUAGUGCGAGCACGGCGAUAG
Molecule: messenger RNA, 1164 nt
Organism: Grosmannia clavigera kw1407
Lineage: Eukaryota; Fungi; Ascomycota; Sordariomycetes; Ophiostomatales; Ophiostomataceae
Product: 37S ribosomal protein
Exons: 3
Coding region: 1-1164 (387 amino acids)
Biological process (GO): mitochondrial translation
Cellular component (GO): mitochondrial small ribosomal subunit
Molecular function (GO): structural constituent of ribosome
Source: RefSeq, a predicted model, not a curated record